CCUUUGACUUGUCAUUUUUUUUUCACUUCUCAGAUUCGUCUGUUCGACAUCGAUCAUGUUGCGUUCCGCCGCUGUGAAAGCAGUCCGUCAAUGUACCUCAGUUCAUAUUCUCAAGCGAAGCGCGCACAAGAAAGCUUCCAUCCAAGUCAAAUUGAAUGAAUUUGUUGAAGGCGUAGGCAUUAAAGAUGAGGUUGUUACGGUUCGACCUGGUUUGAUGAGAAACGUAUUGUAUCCUUCCGGAAAAGCAACGUAUAUUGAGAAGAAUCUCGGAUCGCGGAAUCGUCAAUUAGCAGAUCAACAGGAGUUGGAAGCAGAGGAGCAGGAGCUUCAUUUAUCUAUGAAGGCAGAGAAGCGUCGCGAGCGUACCAAUGAAUUGCUGAAUGUUCUUGAAGAUGUUAAAGUGGUAGAAUUUGAGCGGGCUCUCGUACCGAACAGCAGCAAUACUUUUGGAUCGGUGACGGCGGACGACUUGGUAAACAAGUUAAAAGAAGAGUUUGCACUGGAUGUGGAUAAGCAGACUAUCGAAUUCCAGUCCGAGGGUGGUCGUAUCAAGUCAGUUGGAGAGCAUUUGGUUACUAUCCAGCUGGGACAACAGUCGGCCACGAUUAAAGUGAUUGUAAAAGCAGCAUAACCGUAAAAACACUGUAAAAAGAAGUGUGUGUUUGAAUCCAAAAAUAGACAUUGCCGGUUUUUUUU
This is a messenger RNA of Radiomyces spectabilis, 696 nucleotides long. RefSeq lists its product as uncharacterized. Gene Ontology annotation, biological process: translation. Gene Ontology annotation, molecular function: structural constituent of ribosome. Gene Ontology annotation, cellular component: mitochondrion; ribosome. The transcript is spliced from 5 exons. Bases 56 to 631 code for a protein of 191 amino acids. The record is from RefSeq and is a predicted model, not a curated record. NCBI's taxonomy places the organism in Eukaryota, Fungi, Mucoromycota, Mucoromycetes, Mucorales, Radiomycetaceae.